This is a messenger RNA of Cryptomeria japonica (Japanese cedar), 1244 nucleotides long. Its product is annotated as expansin-B16. Gene Ontology annotation, biological process: sexual reproduction. The coding region runs from base 34 to 813 and encodes 259 amino acids. Gene Ontology annotation, cellular component: extracellular region. NCBI's taxonomy places the organism in Eukaryota, Viridiplantae, Streptophyta, Pinopsida, Cupressales, Cupressaceae. The transcript has 5 exons. The record is from RefSeq and is a predicted model, not a curated record.
ACAACCUUUUCUACUGUUGUUUUUCAAGUAGCAAUGGCUUGCCUGUCUGUGGUGGUGACAGUAGUGUUGUUAAUGGCAAGUUUUGAAGUUGGUUUGAGUUCAAAUGUGAGAUAUAAUGUGGAGGAGGAGGCAGAUUGGCAGGAAGCUACUGCUACAUGGUAUGGCAGUCCUAAUGGAGAUGGAAGUGAAGGUGGAGCCUGUGGAUAUGGUAGCCUUGUGAAGAGUGCACCCUUUGGAUCAAGAGUAAGUGCAGGAAGUCCAGAUCUGUUCAAAGGUGGUAAAGGCUGUGGAGAAUGCUAUCAGGUAAAAUGUAAGGAGAGCAGUGUAUGUUCACAAACACCUGUGAAUGUAGUCAUUACAGAUGAAUGUCCAGGGUGCCCAUCUAAUCAUUUUGAUCUUAGUGGAACUGCCUUUUCAGACAUGGCAGUUGGUCCUGCCAAAAUUUCUAGUCUCCUUAAUGAAGGGAGGGUUUCCAUUUUAUUUAAAAGAGUAUCUUGUGAGUAUCCGGGUAAGAAGAUUGCAUUCCAUGUGAAUGAAGGGUCAACUAAUUAUUGGUUCUCUGUCCUUAUUGAGUAUGAGGAUGGAGAUGGUGAUCUUCAAGAAGUCGAUCUAAAACAAGAUAACUCAGAUACAUGGAAAGGACUCAAACAAUUAUGGGGUGCCUACUGGUCUUUAGAUGAAGGUCCUUUGAAUGCUCCAUUCUCAAUUAGAUUGAAAUCUCUUUCUUCAGGAAAGACACUUACGUCAUACAAUGUCAUUCCAAAAGAUUGGCAACCUAGUGCUACAUACACAUCUGUUGUUAAUUAUGACUGAUUAUCAUUCAGAAUAAUUUCCUCCGCAUCCAGCAUAUUCACCAUACCAUGCAUCUACAAACCAUAUCAAACUAUUUUGUAUUAUCUACUGCAGUUUCCUUUCUUUUCUGCCAUUUCCAAUCAGUUCUGAAGGCAUUGUUUCAUAUGCCAAAACUAGUACUGCAGUUUCCUUUGUUUUCUGCCAUUUCCAACCAGUUCUGAAGGCAUUGUUUCAUAUGCCAAAACUAGUGUUGAAGAAACUGUACUGUUGGUUUGUAAAGGUGGCUGCUACCGUCUGUGGUUUCAUCCACUUUAUCUUAAAUAUUAUUAUAAUAUAAUAGUCUUUUUCAAUCUAAAUUCCAAUGUUAUCUACCUAUACUUCUUGUCAUCUAUAGUCAAUUUUCAUUUCAUAUGGGACUUUUGUAACGAAAAUAUCAUAUUAUCAAGACAUUG